Callithrix jacchus (white-tufted-ear marmoset) is the source of this 13494-nucleotide messenger RNA. The record is from RefSeq and is a predicted model, not a curated record. Lineage: Eukaryota; Metazoa; Chordata; Mammalia; Primates; Cebidae.
CGGACGCAGUCGACCCUUGCGAGCGCCUCGGGAGCCGCGAAUGGGCACCUGGGAGAAGGGGCGGGGGCUGAGCCUAGCUGCCUGCUGCCGGCCAGGCCGGGGAUACGGACGUGCCCCUCGCAGCGCGCCCCCAGCCCGCCGGUCCCCUGACCCUGCGGCCACCUGGGGCGUGGGGAGGUUCCCCUGCCCGUGGACGGAGCCGCUGCGGGCGGAGGCCUCCUCCCCAGGUGCCUGCUGGUCACACUCCCGCGGGCUGGUGGGCGAAGGACGCCCGCAGGGACUCCACAGAGGAGAAAUUCAGACAGUUCCUGAGGGGAAUUUGACAAAGCUACAUACAUGCGCGUCCAGGACAGGAUGCACGCUCAGAGAAGAUGUGAGAAGACCACUGGCCACCUGUACGUUCAGUGCAAGCAGGAAUGAAAGCUAGAGCAGAAUUAUAAAUGGCGUGCUUAGCCAGGUGUGGGGGCGCACGCCUGUAAUCCCAGCUACUUGGGAGACAGGUGGGAGAAUCGCUUGAACCCAGGAAGCAGAAGUUGCAGUGAGCCAGGAUCGUACCACUGCACUCCAGCCCGGGCAACAGAAUGAGAAUUCGUCUCACAAGAAAAAAGGUAAGCUGCUAAUAAAGGAGAGACAGGAAUGUAUAAAUACAUACAUAUGUGCGUACAUACAUACGUACAUACAUACAUACACACAUACGUACGUACAUACAUACAUACAUAUAUAUGUGGCAUGCUUAAAUGUUAAGGGAAGCCAGGCCUGGUGGCUCAUGCCUGUAACCCCAGCACUUAGGUAGGCCAAGGUGGGCAGAUCACGAGGUCAGGAGUUCCAAACCAGCCUGGCCAACAUGGUGAAACCCCUUCUCUACUAAAAAUACAAAAAUUAGCUGGGCGUGAUGGUGCACACCUAUAGUCCCAGCUACUUGGGAGGCUGAGGCACUAGAAUCCCUUGAACUUGGGAGGUGGAAGUUGCAGUGAGCCAGGAUUGCACCACUGUACUCCAGCCUGGACAACAGAGCAAGACUCCAUCUCAAAAAAAAAAAAGUGUAUUUUAUUUUGCAUCAGUUAAUUCAAAAUUUUUUCAAAGACUACACUCACACAAAGCACAGAAGGCCACUCUCGGCACCGUGUCUCCAAGGCUGAGUUCUUCAGGGGAAACCCUGCAACCUGCAUCUCCUGGGUGCAUGCAAUAUGGAGAAGCACUUCUUUAAGAAAACCUCCGUACAAAAUUGCAGACCCCCAAAACAGAGAAGGGAGUGUCCUCCCAAGGGAAGCCAUCUGGGUCUCUCCAUGAGGAGAGCCUCCAGGGACCUGUAGAGGAGGUGGCACCGCUUAGCUGUCAGGAGCCUUGGGGCCACCAGCACUGUCCCCAGAAGCCACUAGGUGGUGUCUGAGAGCAGUGCUGGAGCAGGGAGGGGCUGGCCUGUGGGCUCCCUGCUGGCUGAAGGGAGCUGAGACCCUUACCUUGGUCCCUUCACCCCCUCUCUCUACAGUAAGCUGUUUGCUGAGCCUCCAGUGCAUCUCAAGUGGGAAAGGUCCAGAGAGCAGGUGUGAAGGAGGGACUCAGGAGCAGGAGGACCCAGCACUGGAAGAUACUGUCAAGCUGAGCCUUUUUUUUUUUUAAAGAUGGGGUUUCACCAUAUUGGUCAGGCUGGUCUCGAACUCCUGACCUCAGGUGGUCUGCCCACCUCAGCCUCCCAAAGUGCUGGGAUUACAGGCGUGAGCCACCUCACCCAGCAUGCUGAGCCUUUUUUGCAGAAUCCUAGAGCAGCCCCAGCAGCUCAGAGCAGCCGCUGCCUUGGCAGAGUGAUCACAGUCGGGGUCUCUCAGUGCCCCUGCACCCACCCCAGAGCACGCACACACCUGCUCCUGCCCCCAUUAUGCCCCGCAAUUGCUGUAUAUAACUUUGACUGCGAGUAUCACCUAGGUUUAUGCCUCUGUGACCUGGCACAAAUUUCUUAGCUGCCUCUCCCUCCAGCCAUAAAGUGGAGCGAUUAUCAUGGAGCCACCCAGCCAUGCUGGAGUUAGCUGCUUUCAACAAAUCAACACCUAUCCGGUGCUCAGAAAAAGAUGUGGCACCCAGGAGUUACUCAGUAUACUAGCACUAGCCAUCAUCACCACCAUCAUCAUUAUAUCAUCACCAUCGCCACACCACCACCCAUUACCAUCACCACUGCCACCAUCAUCACCACUACCAGCAUCAACCAUCACCACACCACAUCACCACCAUUACCCAUCACCACUACCCAUCACCAUCAUCACCAUCACCACACCGCCAUCCUCAUCACCAUCACCACCACUACCAGCAUCAACCAUCACCACACCACAUCACCACCAUCAUCAUUACAUCAUCACCAUCGCCAUACCACCAUCACCACCACCACUACCCAUCACCAUCAUCACCACACAACCAUCACCACCACCCAUCACCAUCACCUCUACCCAUCACCAUCACUACCAGCAUCAACUAUCACCACUACCACCCAUCACCAUCACCACCACUACCAGCAUCAACCAUCACCACAAGACAUCACCACCACUACACAUCACCAUCACCACCACGAUUACCAUCAUCACCAUCACCACUACCCAUCACCACCACCACCACCAUCAUCACCACCAUCACCAUCACCACCACCAUUGCCACCACCAUCAUUGUCAUUGUUUCUAUGCCCAAGAUCACAAGGCUAGGUCUGGAUUUGAGGCUGUUGGCUCAGGAGGCCACACUGUAGCCACCCUGAUCUCACGCAGGCACCUAUCAGGCUGCCCAGGCAGGUGUCUGUGCACAACAGCCCUGCUCCACUCUCCAGCUCUCCGCAGGCUCACCUCACAGGCAGGUAACCUGACCUUCUCAGACGUGUGGUAGUGCAGCCUGUGAGAGGAGCCUCCCUUCUCCUUCCCAGAGCAUCUGUUUCUGGGCCAAGCAGGACCCAGGCCAGCCCCAAAUGCAUUGUGCGUAGAAGGGAAUAAGCCCACAACAAGGAAAUCCUCCUUCCAGGCCAGAGAGGUGGGUGUCCUGGUGAGUGGCAGGUCAGGGCCUGGGAUAGGCCUUCUCCUGCAGCUAGCCUGACACUGAGCUAGCUAUAGCCACCGGCCCCUACACCUGCCCCAGGCAGAAUCUGCCUGGGUGAAGGCUACAACAGCCAGCGUCAGAGUGGGAUUCAUGGGGUGUGGGGAAAACAUGGACCUGGUCCUGAGCUGUGGGGGGAUUCCUGGGGCACCGCCUCCUUAGCCAUGACUCCGGGCAUCCUCCGGUCUUGGAGAGACAGAGGGAGUAACAGCCCCGCCUCAGGCUUGCAGAUGCUCCAGUGAGGUCACCAACACUAGGGGCAGGCCCAGCUACCCAGGAGCCCUGGAGACUGUCACCGCAUUUGUCACAGGGAGUGCUGGGCCAGUGUGCCUUCCCAUUUUGUGCCAUUCAGUUUUACUUUAAUUCCCUUUACUAUUUUGUUGUUUGAAUUUAUUGUAUUAGAUGAGGCUUUAGAAUUUUUUCACUGAGGGAAGAGCCUACCCACGAGGAAGUGCCCAGAUCGGCUGUGAUCAUGGCUGGCACUGGGUCAGAGCCUGGGGGCCCAGGGCACCUUCCGCAUUCCACUCCCUGGAGGUUCCUCAUGCCCCUUUCCAGGACAUGGUGAAGACGGGCAGAGGGGCUGAGCUGGCCAGGCCUGUGCACUGGGUCCCACCAUGAGUCCCCUGGAUUACAGGCCAACCCAGCAGAGACACGGAGAAGUUGGAAACACCCACGCAUGUCCCGUCCUCUGUCCCAACACCUCCUGGGGGCUGGCCAAAGUCUGAGCCAAAUGAGGCACUUCCAUCCCAGUGGACACGCCGAGGGCUCCCACACUGGCCGGGCACCAGGCCAGCUCAGCCAGCUGGUUCAAAGAGAGGAAGCUGAAGGGGAAACCGGAAGCAAAGCCCACUCGGCCUCCAGGACCAGGCCCGCCUUGGGCAGAGGCUGGCGUCCAUCCCCACCUGGGACCCGUGGGCCUGUGUCCUGAGCUGGGCCCAGGCUGACCUCUGACCCCAGCAUAGGCCAAGCCCCAGUCUAGGCUCCAGGCCAAAUUCCCACCCCAGACCCCAGGCCUCAGCAUUCCAGACCCCAGGCCCCAGCAUUCCAGAGCCAGGCAGCACCCUAAUUAAGGCAGAGACCCAGAAACCAGACAGGCCUGUUUCUGGUGCCACCUCCACACACACCAGUCCGUCUCCUCUCUAAGCCACAGCUUCCCCAUCUGGAGGCAGAAUCUUUUCUCCUUAACCCUGGGUGGAGGUGAGGAUUCAUUAGGAAAGGGGCUGCCAGGGACCUCAUGAGGGGUACACUAUGCAGAGGCAGGGGGUGCGAAUAGACACAGAGAUAUAGUAAUUUGACUGCGUUCACUUUUGUCACUGUUUUCCCAAUGAAAAUGGGCCUCCUUGCUGGGGCGGUGGCUCACGCCUGCAAUCCCUGCACUUUGGGAGGCUGAGGAGGGCAGAUCACGAGGUCAGCCUGACCAACAAGGUGAAACCCCAUCUCUAUUAAAAAUACAAAACUUAGCCAGGCAUGGUGGUGCACACCUGAAGUCCCAGCUACUCAGGAGGCCAAGCCAGGGGAAUCACUUGAUCCCGGAAGGUGGAGGUUGCAGUGAGCCAAGAUUGUGCCACUGUACUCCAGCCUGGGCAACAGAGUGAGACUCUGUCUCAAAAAAAAAAACAAAAGGAAAAGGAAAUGGGCCUCCUCUGCCUGCCUGUCUAUCCAAGAAGGGGCCUGGGACUGGCUUUCCAGGGCCCAGCUCCUCCUGCCCUUGGAGAACCGUCCAGAAUGUCUAAGCCAGCAAGCAGGCGGACAGACACAGGGCUCCACGGAGCAGGGUCUCCAGCGCCAGGGCCAGACCGCAGGGCCAGGAGAGCCUCGUCAGAAGGCUCCGUCCUUCCACCUGUGACUGUGGCCUGAGAGGAGUCACCGUCCGGGAAGCCCACGGGGUUCCUGACCAGCAGCCAGGCACCUGUGGGGCCCUGCGGAGACCCCAUGGCAGCCCUCUGGGAAGGACAGUUAUCAGACCAUUGACAGAGCAGGGACUGAGGCCAAGAGGGGAUGGAGUCGCUUCCCCGGGAGUGAAGACUGGAGGGCCAGGUGUGCCCAGUGGGAAUGGCAGGAUUUCGGGCAUAGCACGUUCAGAGACAGCAGUGUGGGGCCCUCAUUUCUCCAGCCCUGGUGGUGCCCAGCCAGGAACCUCGGACCCCUGCUCCGCCCCCAUCUCCCCCAGCACAGUGCAGCCUUACUGAGCCCCAGACCAACCCUGCAUGCCAGCACCGCAGGAAGCAGCCCAGAGGAGAGGCUUUGUUACGUCUUGAAAGCCUCCACAGAAAGUGACAGAAUCCACAUUCCUGCCCCAGGUGAGUCGCCCAGGCUUGUCCUGCUCAGCCUGGCCCUCCCAGCUCCUCAAGGCUCCAGCCCGGCCCAGCUCUGGGCCCGGCUGGAGCUCCCAGGCCCUGGAACGACCUUCGGGAGCCAACACGCCCCCGAGGGGCAGCAAGAGGCCCCCAUCUGCUGGGACUUCCGCAGGUGGUACCGCAGGGUCUGAGGUUGCCCUGGGCUCUGGGCCAAGGUGGAUUGAACCUGAGGCAGCCCUGUGAGGAGACCUCAGAGAGGGGAUGGGGUUGCACUUCCUGCCCAGCCGCUGUGUGCCACGAAGGACUCUCAACCCGCCAUGCUAGUGGGAGGCACCCAGCAGUCGGCAGGGCCCUGGAGGGCUCUUGCCAAGAAACUGGCACCCGGCCUGGGAGGCGGGCAGAGCCUCGGCCCCCACCUCCCUCCCACAGCACCACCACCUCUCAGAGCUUGGGGCCUCUGCCUCAGGGGGUGCUUUGCCCACUCCCCUCGGGGCCUCACAGCCACCCAGCAGGGAGGGACCAUUGUCCCCACCCAACACUCAAAGCCCUAAGACUCUCCCAGGCUCCCAGCUAGGGACCCACUGAGCUGAGAUUGGGCAAAGAAUGGACCAGGCCUGCCAGCUCCCCCACUAUCCUGGCCAGGACACAGGGCAGUCCCUGCCUGGCCGCUGUCCCCAGCUUCAGGGAGCCUGCAUUGGGAGUCAGAAACCCUCUCUGAGCUCCAAGUCUGCAUUACAAGGCUACAUGAGCACCUGCCAUUGAUUCAUUCAUUCCCCAAACAGGGAAGCCACGUCCUCAUAAACCCAUGGUACGUUAGGAACACCCACAGCUGAAACGCCACACUUAACUCACAGAGUCGCAGCUGAGCCCUGCCUGCCUUGCACACACUCAGCACACGCACAUUAGCCUACAGCGGGCGAAAUCACCGCACAUGAGCCUCCUUUAUAACAAUGCAGUGAACCGCUCCAACGCCCUACGAGAGAGAGCAGAUUGGCUCUGUUGGGCACUUGAAGUGCGGUUUCUAUGCAACAAUUGCAAAUCAGAAGUCGGGGACCACCGAGCACAGAGUACCCACCGUGUCCAAGCCGGUGGUGGGUACAGGGGCCCCUUGGUGCAUGGAACAGACAGCCCUGUCCCCAGGGGCUUGCAGCCUGGGGUGGGGGACAACUGGCAUCCCAGGAGGGUCUAGGGCAGGGUCUCACCAGGAGAGCACCCCCCUGGACAUGCAGCCCCUCAGAAGACGUUGUUGGUUGUCCCAGCUGGAGGGCAGGUGUCUCUGGCCUCUGCAAAGUGGGGGCCCAGCUGCUGCUCAGACUCAGGGCAGUGUCCAGCCAGCCUGUCCACCUGGCGCCUAUCCCAGGCUCUGAAGGGCCAUGGCCCAGAUGAAGGGGCUCCAGGGGCAGAUGGCCAGGGAAGGCCUCUCUGCAUUAGUGACUUCCACAGAGUGAGCGAAACUGACAGCCUCGUCCCUCUGCAGGUCCCCAAGGCCUGGGGAGAGGAGACUCUGAGAGCGCUGCCGCCUGGGGCAGGCAGAGGCAGGCAGGUCCCAAGGGAGCAGCCGCGCCCGCCGGGUGCCAGGCCUGGGGAAUUCCAGGAGGCGGAGGACUCAGAAGCUCUCCAGGCUCCCAGAUCCCAGCACCCCGGCCGCAUUCCUCCACCUGGGUGGGCAGGCAUGCGGGGGCUCAGCGCAUUCCUGCUGGGGAUAGGGGCCGGGGAGCCCUGUCCAGGCUCUGCUGAGCUCUUGGCUACUGGAGUGGACCCAGAGCCCUGCCACGGUGGCUCCAGUCGGCCUCUGCUGGAGCGAGAGGAAGGUAGCCUUUGCCUUUCGGGGUGGGGAGGAGCCAUUUGCGGAUAAGGCAGGGAUUCACCAGCCCCAGGACAGGGCGGGCUGGGUGGGCAGGACACAAACACUUCCAACCGGAGCCUCCCAUCUGUAAAAUGCAGAUAACAAGGGGGUCAGGUUGGGGCUCACGCCUGUAAUGCCAGCACUUUGAAGGGCCGAGGCAGGCGGAUCACUUGAGGUCAGGAAUUCCAGACCAGCCUGGCCAACAUGGUAAAACCUUGUCUCUACUAAAAAUAAGAAAAUUAGCCGGGCGUGGUGGUGCACCUGUAAUCCCAGCUACUCAGGAGGCUGAGGCAGGAGAAUCGCUCCAACCCGGGAGGCAGAGGUUACAGUGAGCUGAGAUUGCGCCACUGCACUUCAGCCUGGGCGACCAGAGCAAAACUCUGUCUCAAAAAAAAAAAAAAAAAAAUACAAGAGCAGGUUCCUAUCAGGAAAUCAGAGCCAGCCCAGCACCUGGCCUGAAGGCAGCUCCGAGGGCCACCUGGGCUUCCUGCACAGAGGUGGGAGGGAGGUACAGGGGGCCCAAGUCAGGAAAACACAACCCCACAUGUUCAGGGGUCUGGAGGCAGGGGCUGCGCCUCUGACCUGAGGCUGCACAGCGAGCCCUUGGUGGAGCCGAGAGCAGGCAGUGGGCAACUGGGCUGGCCUCCAGGAGGCUCUACCACAGCAGUUUUCUGCCCGCCAUCCCCACUGCCACUCCCUGGGUUCUGAGAGGAAGCCCCGCAGAAGGCCAUGCAUAGACCCCCGACCUGGCUGCCCGGGGUCGUCCAGGUCCCUUGCAAGAAGGAGCCUGGGCUCCCAGUGGACCCCAGCACCAUCUGUGGUCAGCAGAGCCUUCCAAGUCUCCAUGUGUUUACAUUCCCCCAGGAAAUAGUUCCCCAGAAGAGCUGCAAAUAUUUUCUUAAUGUUGGACCUUGUGACAAACAGAGGCAUGGAGCUGGCCCACCCACCACCUUGCCCCUCCACGCAUGGGGGGCCCAGUGGGAUCCUGGAGUUACCUCCUCACCUGGCCCACCCCUUCCCCAUCCUGGCAGGAGGCAGGUGCUGAGCAGGCAUGUGGGGGUCCAGCUGGGGCAUCUUCCUGGCAGAGCCUGGGCAGCCAGCCCAGGGCAUUCGGUGGCACUACCCUCCUCCCACCUUUCAGCAAUCCUUUUGUGAAACUGGGGUGACAGUAGGUGGAGGUGACUGAGGCGUUGCUUAGCGGUGUGAAUCACUGGAGACCCUAGGGGAUGGGGUCAGGCCCUGGACCUGCAAAGUAACUCAGGCUCCUGGCAGACCAGGCCGAAGACGGAGGCAGCAGAGGGCCGUGACUCCUGCUCCUCAGAGCCCCUCCGUGUCUCCCACUCCAGGCUGUCAGUAUUUAGGGCUGGAUGUCCUGGGUUUCUGAUGGCCCUGAACACCAGCCCAUGCCUCUCUGUGCAGGGGCACAGGUCCAGCUGGCAUUGGCAGGCUGUGGCCCACGGGCCCACCUCUACUGAUCUCCACCUGAAGACCCCCAGGCACCUGCCCACCCUAACAGGCCUCUGCAGGCCCACUCAGCACCCACACCCUCCCUGGCUGUUGGUCUCAGCCCAGCAGAGCCUCCCUCUCCCUCCCCACACUGGUGAGGGGGCUGGCCAUGCACAUGCCGGGCCUCCAGUCCCUGGGCAGCCCUCCAAGAGUCCACCUGUCCAGAGUGCCGUUACUGUUCAUGGCUGAUGUCCACUGUGUGGAUGGACCACGUUUCUCUCCCCUGUUGACCCUGGAUGGCCAUUGGGGCUGUUUCUGCCGGAUGGGUCUCAUGCCUGGGCACUGCCAUGAAUGUUAACCCCUAAGUGUGCGGGCACCUAUUUACGCUUCUCUCUGCAGCUACCAGGUGUGGAGCUGCUGGGCCAAGUGCAAGUCUGUUCCAUCAUUUGAGGCACCACCAGCCGGUGUCCUGGCAGCUCUUGCACAGGGGUCCUGGUCCCUGCAGGGUCCAGCCCACAGUUGCAAUUGUCUGACUUCCUGAUUCUGUCGGUGGCUGCAGAGUGAGGACCACGGUGUGGACGGACAUGGGUCUGUGGGCAGUGGGAAGGUGAUGGGAGGGGGUGAUCAGACGUUCGGCCACCAUCGUCCAGCAGCCUAGUGCUCGGCUCAGACACCGCAGUGAGCACAUGGAGCUGUCCCUGCCUUGUGGGCUGCGUGUGGGGGCCUGAUGUGGGCCAGGACAUCUCAUCCUGGACGCCUAAGGCCAUGCUGCACUGUCCUCUGUAAGCUGGGGGCACCAAUGUGCCUCCCGGGAGGAGGGCACAAGGACAGAGGGGCCAGCUGCAUCGUGGACAGCACUUUCAGUGUGGAGGUGCUUAGCCCAAGCUGCGGCGCCCAGGAUCCUGGUUAACUGCAAAAUCUGGACCAGCUCCUGGGUAGGAACUGUGGCCUGCUGUGUCCCUGCUAUGGCACCAGUCCCUAGAGUGGACCCAGCGUCACUCUCCAUCCAAUCAAAUUAAGUUACUGAGGCUCACAUCUAUAAUUCCUAAGACCUUCGGCUGAGCUUGGCAGGUCUAGGGCAGUAGCAGGAGUCUCACAGAGAGAGCGAGAGAGAGACAAAGAGAGAUAGAAGGACACACAGAGAGAUACACAAACACAGAGAGAGAAACAGAGAUGGAGAGACAGAGAUCAAGACAGAGAGAUACAGAUAGAGACAGGAAUGGAGACAAGCAGAAACAGGGAGAAACAAAGUAGAGACACAGAGAGAGACAGAGAAACAGAGACAGAGAGCGGUGGAGAAUGAGAAGCCUGAGGGACAGUCAGGAGAGGGAGGAGUGGGAGGGAGCAUCUCCCUCUGCCCCAGUUGCCCUGGCUGGCCAAGGCACACAGCAGGGGCCGCUGGGCACCAUCAGGGCGCAGGUGGAGGGGAUGAAGCCCUGUGGGCAUUCAUGUGAUUGGAGGCAGCUGACUGUGGGGCCUGGGGGGACAAGGGGAGCCCUUUGCCCUGAGGAGGGGCCUUUGCAAGCUGGAGGUUCCCUUCCACAUGGGACUUCCCCCAUCCUGCUGCCAGAUGUCCCAAGGUGGGGGAGGGGCUCUCAGCCCAGGAGGCCAAGGUCAUGGGAGACAGCUGAGGGUGGGCUCCUGGGCCUGGGGGCCCUGGCCCCACCCAGGGCACAGUCCCAGGUCCCUGCCUGGGCUCUGGCUCUGCCCACUGGGCCCUCCUGGGAAGUCAGAUUCCUCCUGGGCUUCGAGGCCUUCUGGCCAUAUAAGGCUGUCUUUGGGCACCUCCUGGAGAAGCUCAGAGCCGUCACCACCCCACCCUGUAUGAGAACCAGAGCUCCACCAGGCAAGAACAGAGCCUGGGGAGGGCCCGCUGGAGCCACGGUCCUGCAGGGGAGGGGAGGAGGGCACAGGCAGGCCAGGACACAGGGGCUGGGGCUCAGGGUCCCUAGCCACCCCACCCAGCAUGCUGGAGCACCCCCAUUCCACCUGUCUCUCUGGGGGUCGGUCUCCGGGGCUCCCUAGAGCUGCCCAGUCUAAGCCCAAAGCAGGCAAGUAGUAAGAACAGGGGUCAGGGGUGAGGGUGGGGCCCGCAGGUAAAUAAGAUUAAGGUGACACCUGGAAACAUAGGUGCCUGGCGUGGGGAUGGAUGCUGCAGCCCUGUGCCACUGCACGUUUACCCUGGGUGAUGCCUUUUCUGGGGCUCCCCACAGAUUUGGGGACAGGAGUCCUGGUACCCGCCUCAUACCCCAGCAAGGUGCUGCGAGGUGCCCUGAUGGGGCCCCACUUGAGGGACGGGGCGGGCUAGGGUCCUAGGAGCAGCCUUCUUACUGGACCGGCCCCUUCCCUGCCAAGCUGUAGGUGGUUAGAUCCCAGGGAGGUCCGGGCCCCCUCCCUGAGAGUUCCCAGGGCCCCCUACCCCUUCCCUCUUGAGUUUGGCAGGGUGGAGGCUCCCCUGCACGCAGCUACACAUGCCAAAGCUGGGGUGGGGGCGCCCGGGUGUGGUCCUGGGCUCUGGACUUGCGGUUGUCAAGCAGACCACCCCACAGAGCUCCAUGAAGCGCUCCCCCAUUUCUAAGCACCCCAGGGUUUGUGUUCUUGUCAUGGGGGCAGGUGCUUCUCCCUGCCACUUGGGAAGAAAAGGAGAUGGAUGGUCGAGAGGAGCCUUGGGGACUAUCUGUGGAGAGCCCAGGACCUGGGAUGCUGACCCUCUCCAGGUCCCCCACACCUGGGCAGCCCCUAAGCCUGCCUGACCCCCUCUCGCAUGGGGGCCCACCUCACACCCCCCAUGUGGGAACCCAGUGGUGGCCCGUGGGUCAGGCCUGCAGGGGCCACAGGGAGUGGGUGGGCACUCGGCCUGCACAGGCAGUUUGUCCCCAGGAGCCCUAAGAUGGUGGCCAUGCUCCUGGCCUGGAAGGCUCUGAAGAGCCCCAAGUCUCUGGAGGGGCUGUGUGGCCCAUGAGCUGGGCACACACUGCAAGUGGCAGAGGGGCCUGGGCCAGGCGGCUGGGGGACAGAAUCCUCCAUUCCUGGUUAGUGCCAGCCCACAGCCUGGCCUCUGUGCAUUCCAACCACGUGCCCCAGAUCUCAUCAGGGGCCCAGCUGGGGCCACAGCAGGGAGGAAAAAGCACCACUUCUUCCAAACAGGCUGUUUCCAGAUCCUCCCUAGGCCAGAAUUGCCCAAGUCUCCCUUAGCUGCAUCCUUCUGGCAGCAGGAGCCUGUGGAUCCUGUGGACUGGAGACAGCGGCAGCCCUUCAGGGAAUGCAGGCUCCAGGCCUGGGGCGGGUUCAGGCUGUGUGGCUCAGGGCCUCCUGGGGCCCAGCCUCCAUUCCUUUGAGGCCGGCCCCCAGCAGGUCUGGGCUGGCUCUCACAGCAGUCUGUCCCCACAGUGGGGGGCCUCCUGGACCAAGCAAUGGCCAAGAGAAGCUCUCCUAGCCCUGCUGGGUUUGUGCAGUCCUGAUGAGACCCGGUCCUGCCAGCACCUGCUGGGUGUGUCCUGCUCCCAGGGCCUGAGCCGGACCAACAGUUCAGUUCCCACUUCUUUAUCUCAUGGACAGGGAAGGAGGUUCUUCCCGGCUGGCUCCCUGGAAGGGCAUCCGAGCAGUCCUGAGAAAGCGACCGUGGCCUCCAACAUCCCAAACCACGGUGCUGGCGUUCUUCCAAACCCUAACCCGGCUCAGCAACAUUCACAGUUCUGGAGUGGGAGCCACAGGCCUCACCCGCAGGCCCGGCCCGAGCAGGCCAGCCUCCAGCCUGCCUUCCCUCGAAGGCCUGUGCAGCCCAGGUUCCUCCUGGGGGCUUCUCCCAGGGUGCAGCACCCACUUGGACCCUGGGGCAGGGCCAGCAGAAACGCUGGGCUCUGGUAUGGGAGGAUCUGCAGUCAUCUGUCACCAGACUGUGGCCGCCCAUGACGCAGCUGAGAGUGGGUGCGGGACACCCCUUGUCCUCAGCACAGCUGUGUCCCAGGAGGCUCCUGAGGUCAGGAGUUCACGGCUGAGUCACAUGUGCCUAUGGCCUGGCCCUCGGGGUCCCCCACAACUGCCUGCAGGUGUGGCCGAGCAGGGUGGGGGCACUUGUAGGAACCCGGCUAGAGUAGCGCUGCGGGCUCAGGUGAGGGGGCUGCCCCCAGGGCUUCUCAGCAGGCCUUGUCUGAGGGCUGAGGGAGGAUCUGAGACCCCUUCUCCAGGACCAGGAGUGCCCCUACUUCUCUUGGCUGCACUGAUCCCUCCCCAAAACCCACCUCUUCUGGGGCUCUGUCCCCCUGGAGUUGGGCAGGGGUUCUGGGUCUUGGAUUGUUCCCGGAGGGCAGUCAGAGCCUGGUGGGACACAGCUUCUCCCUGCCCUGCCCCUGGCAAGCUGCCUCCUUUAACCCUCCCCUCCGCUCCCACACUGGGUAACUCCCUCCGUGGAUUCAGGAUAGAACAUGUGUGUGGUGGUGGGGGAGCCUCCCAAGUAGCUGGGUUCUGUCUGACCUGCUGUGGGGAUGACUACGUAGGGGCUAGUGGCCAAAAGAUGCCCAGUAAAUGUAGGGAUAAGGAAUGAAUGACUGGGCCAGGCGUGGUGGCUCACGCCUAUAACCCUGGCACUUUGGGAGGCCGAGGCAGGUGGAUCACCUGAGGUUGAAAGUUCGAGACCAGUCUGGCCAAUAUGGGGAACCCCUUCUCUACUAAAAAUACAAAAUCAGCUGGGAGUGAUGGCAUGUGCCUGUAGUCCCAGCUACUUGGGAAGCUGAGGCAGGAGAAUCACUUGAACCCGGGAGGCAGAGGUUGCGGUGGGCUGAGAUCGCACCACUGCACUCCAGCCUGGGCAACAGAGUGAGACUCCAUCUCUUUUCUUUU